AAACUGUCGCCCAUACUCCUCAACCGCACCCCCCGCCUCAGUUUCGCUGGCGACCCCCGGCCCCGCCAAUCGCCCUCGACGUCUGCCUACUCCGCCAUGUCGCUCGACCCGGCAAAGGACGCGAGGCGGCGCCGUAGCAGUAGUCUUGUCUACAAGGAGCCGCCCGAGUCGCUCGAGCAGCUGAGCGACCAGUCGGCACUGCCCAAUCUCAACGUAGAAUGGGUCAAUGCAAAGGGUGCUUGGGCUAUCCACUUUGUCCUCAUCUUCUUCGGCAAGAUCCUCUUCGACAUCAUCCCCGGCAUGUCGCAGGAGGCCUCGUGGACCCUCGUCAAUCUCUCGUACGUGGCCGGCUCGUACCUCAUGUUCCACUACGUGCGCGGCGUCCCCUUUGACUUCAACUCGGGCGCCUACGACAACCUCAACAUGUGGGAGCAGAUUGACAACGGCGACCAGUACACGCCCGCCAAGAAGUUCCUGCUCAGCGUCCCCAUAUUGCUCUUUCUAGUCAGCACCCAUUAUACCAAUUACGACUUGACGUAUUUCCUCAUCAACUGUUUUGCCACGAUUGCCGUCGUCAUUCCCAAGCUGCCUUCGUUCAUCAUGGUCUGGUCUCAGCUCGAGCCUACCGGCCCGCAUGUAACUUAUGUCGCGCUUACCUUCUUCCUCAUACUAUACGCCCUCUUCUCUGUUUUGAUACGGAACCGGCUCCAUCUUUCGGAGCCACCGCUGGCCACCUUGUUCGGUAUUAUUGUCGGACCGCGCGCCCUCGGUCUUCUGCGGCCUUAUGAAUGGGGCUUUUCGGAUGAUUUGAUCCAAGAAACUACCCGUUUAAUCGUUGGCAUUCAAUGUUUUGCUGUCGGUCUGGAGCUCGAGGAUCGCUACCUGUCAAAGAAGGCGUAUGCACUGCUCGCCCUGCUAGGUCCCGUCAUGACAUUCGGCUGGCUCAUCUGCGCCUUUUUUAUUACCUUCAUCUUCCAAACGGAUUUCGUCACAGCCAUGACAAUUGCAGCUUGCUUGACGCCUACCGAUCCAGUACUUGCAGCCUCGGUUCUCUCCAACAGCCAGUUCAGCACACGGGUACCCAAACGCAUCAGGGAUCUGCUGAGCGCAGAGAGUGGAUGCAACGACGGCGUAUCGUUCCCUUUCUUGUACAUUGGACUUAGCCUCCUUCUCAAGAACACUGCGGGCAGUGUCUUGAAGAAAUGGUUUCUCGUCACUGUGCUGUACCAAUGCGUGGUAGGCGUCAUUGUGGGCAUCGUCCUCGGACACGUCUUCAACAUGCUGUACCGCAUCUCACAUGCACGCGAAUGGAUGGGCAGGCCCGCCUACUUGACCUUUUACCUGCUUGCUGCCAUAUUUUCCGUCGGACUGGCAGCCGUCCUGGGUGUCGACGACUUUCUUGUGGCUUUCUUUGCCGGCCGUGGAUUCUCUCACCGGCAAAGAUCACCUCUGGCCGAAACAGCUCUUCCUGUCAUUAUCGAUAUGAUGAUCAACUCUGCCUUCUUCAUCUUCUUCGGCGCAAUGAUACCUUGGGACAGCUUCAACAAGCUUGACGCCAUCACACCCGGUCGACUGGUGGGCUUACUCGUUCUCAUCCUUCUCUUCCGCCGCAUUCCAAUCGUCUUUUCUCUCUUCCAAUUGAAGCUCCUACCUUUUGUGAAGACGAAAACCGAGGCGCUUUUUGUUGGACACUUUGGGCCCAUGGGGGUUGGGGCGCUCUUCCUCGCUAUCGAAGCGCGUGCGCAGCUCGAGACGGGCACAUCUUUGCCUUUGCCAAGCCCACCCGACGAUCUUCCGAUUGAGAAACAGAGGACCGUGACUUUGAUCUGGCCCAUUGUUUGCUUCAUUGUUCUCGGCAGCACAAUGGUGCACGGCUUCAGCACACUUGCUGUCAGUAUUGGAGGCCACUUUGCACGUAAGGAGGCUGAGCGGGCUCCACUGAUAGGAGGCGAAAGCGAGGGAUUGCAUGGCAUGAUCCAUGACGAGGAAGAGGACACCGAAGUCGAGGACAAUUACGAGUAGGAGGUGUCUGUGUGUACCUGGGAUGUACUAGACCAAAGUAGUGGCGGGGGAGUUCUUUUUGUUGAUGUAUGCGCUUGGACCUUUACGCGCGUCACGGAAUCAUGCUUUGGGAGGCGUCACAUGGCAAUGGUAGCCAUGGUUAAUGUUCACAUUCAAUAUUGAUAUU
Messenger RNA from Exserohilum turcica Et28A, 2188 nucleotides. RefSeq lists its product as uncharacterized. The transcript has 5 exons. Gene Ontology annotation, molecular function: sodium:proton antiporter activity. Lineage: Eukaryota; Fungi; Ascomycota; Dothideomycetes; Pleosporales; Pleosporaceae. The record is from RefSeq and is a predicted model, not a curated record. Gene Ontology annotation, biological process: sodium ion export across plasma membrane; intracellular potassium ion homeostasis; regulation of membrane potential. Bases 97 to 2022 code for a protein of 641 amino acids. Gene Ontology annotation, cellular component: plasma membrane; endoplasmic reticulum membrane.